GAAUCUCCACGCGGUGGGAAGUGUUGCAAUCCUUUUUGACAUCCCAGUUUAUUGUGAAAAUAUCGACAAAGGGAUACUAAUGGCUACAGAAAACGGAGAUAACGGAGCUCCUGACUCCUGGGAUCAGGAAAUAGACAAUCAAAACGAAACCGAUCCAGGGAAAGAAUUAGCUCAACCACUGUCAUUUCUGAACGUCAAUGCGGCACCUUUCGUCCCAGGCCAAAAUGUGUUUGCCACAGAGUUUGUACCUGUCGCUUCAAAAAUAGACGAUACAUCUCCAAAAGAUGGUACGCCCACAGACGAGUCUGGUAAUGCUGUAGGUGAUGAAGACAUGGAAACACAGCAGGAACCAGCAGGGGAUGACUGGGCUGUUGAAGAGGAGGAUGACUCUGAAGAUAUCGUGGUAAAACCUGUGACAAACACCAAGAAAACUAUCCAGGGAGAACAGGAGGUGGAAGUGAAGAAGGAGCACAUAAAUGUUGUUUUCAUUGGUCACGUUGAUGCUGGGAAAUCAACCAUUGGUGGUCAUAUAAUGUAUCUAACGGGUAUGGUUGAUAAAAGAACACUGGAGAAAUAUGAACGAGAAGCCAAAGAGAAAAACAGAGAAACAUGGUACCUCUCAUGGGCCUUGGAUACAAAUUCAGAAGAACGAGAGAAAGGAAAGACAGUGGAAGUUGGAAGAGCAUACUUUGAAACUGAAAGCAAGCAUUUCACAAUACUAGAUGCUCCAGGUCACAAGAGUUUCGUCCCCAACAUGAUUGGAGGAGCAUCACAGGCUGAUUUGGCUGUAUUGGUUAUAUCAGCAAGACGAGGUGAAUUUGAAACUGGAUUUGAGAGAGGUGGACAAACUAGGGAGCAUGCUAUGUUGGUUAAAACUGCUGGUGUAAAACACUUAGUUAUAGUAAUUAAUAAGAUGGAUGACCCCACAGUUGAGUGGUCAGAGGAAAGGUACCUGGAGUGCAAGGAUAAGCUGAUCCCCUACCUAAAGAAAUGUGGCUUUAAUCCUAAAACAGACUUGUAUUUUAUGCCAGUAUCGGGUCUCACAGGAGCAUUUCUUAAGUUUGUACCAGAUGAAAGUGUCUGCCCAUGGUACAGAGGACCAUCACUUAUUGAUUAUCUAGACCAACUGAACUCCCUGAAUAGGUCGACAGAAAUGCCCGUCAGAAUGCCUAUCGUUGAUAAAUACAGGGACAUGGGAACGUUAUUACUUGGAAAAUUGGAGGCUGGUGUUAUAACCAAGAAUAUGUCUUUAACAGUGAUGCCAAACAGAGCUAUAGUAAAAGUGAAUCAGCUGUUCUCCGAUGAAAUAGAAACAGAAUUGGCCAAUCCAGGUGAAAAUCUCAAAGUCAAAGUGCAGGGAGUGGAAGAGGAAGAUAUUUCACCAGGCUUUGUGCUCUGUCCGAUGGAGUCGCCAUGUAACACAGGGAAGGUAUUUGAUGCUCAGAUUGUGAUACUUGAACAUAAAUCAAUCAUAUGUGCAGGAUACAGCGCAGUAUUGCAUAUUCACACGUGUGCUGAGGAGGUAACGCUUCGGGCGCUUCUGUGUAUAAUUGACAAAAAAACUGGUGAAAAGACUCAAUUGAAACCUCGCUUUGUGAAACAGGACCAAGUAGCCAUAGCUCGUAUUGAGGUGAAUGGCGGGAUGAUUUGUUUGGAGACUUUCAAAGACUUCCCACAGAUGGGUCGCUUUACCUUACGAGAUGAAGGAAGAACCAUUGGAAUAGGGAAGGUGUUAAAAAUUAUUGCUUAAGAUUAUUUGGACAUGAAUUAGUGCUGGGGGAAUACUCACCACUUGACUAAGAAACAGUGCUGGGUUGAAUACCUCUGACUCAUCAGUGCAUUUAGGAUUACACCACACUGGAUGGAAAUUGGACACUGGCUGUACAUAAGGAUUUGUUCAUAAAUGCUGACAUUUUAGGAUCUAAGAAGUGCAAAACUUGUGCUGUUGCUGUGCACCGAGACCCUAUUUAAAUAGAUUUUGUUUACAUCAUGGCACUUUUCAUCAUUCGAGUGUAAAUGGGUAUGUCUUGGGAUAGUAAACUAUUGUAAACAGUCUGUCUAAAUUUUGCGUCACCUUAGUUUGAUAUUUUUGUUUAGUAACUGUUUUGGAUAUUGAUAUAAUAAAUCAUAUUCUUUAGAAAAAGUUUGUUUUAUAGUAACAUGAAUAUUUUCUGUUGAAUGUGCCUUCGUCAUAGUCAACAUUCCUACUUCUCAGGAGAGGCCAAAACCUACUGGUAUUAUGAAGAUAAGAAAAAAAUAUAAUUUUGUUUUAAAGUCAGUUUCGUAUUUAAUGUAGUAUAUAUACACAAGUUUUAGGAGCAGCUGGACAGACUGACAUAAAAAAAACUUUUUGGAGUUUUGCACUGGUAACAGCUAUUUGAUGCCAUCUUGUUUGUUUGUUUGUUUACAGAUAACUAAAGCAUACAGUGCCAUUGAUUUAAAGUGCACAAUUCUGCUGUUCUUAACAUGUAAAUUUGUCUUAAUUACUCUUAGGUGGUAAAAAAUUUCACACCAGGUAACGGGCCUGAGUUAAAAAGAUGUUUUGAGUGUUUUUCUAUGGACGUUGGUGCACAUAUUCCUGUAUGUCCAUGAAAUUUCCUUUUGAUUUUUUUUUUUUUUUUUUCCAUCUGUCAGAAGAAUAUAGCAAUACAAAUAUUAAGUAUUUUAUUACAAAUUCUAACACCUGCAGUGUUCAAUUUUUCAGUAUAACUGCACUCACCAUGAUGAAAGUUAUUUUUUGUACCAUGUUUUAGAUGGUAAUCUGUAGUUUAAAACUAUUUGAAUUAUCGGUGCAGAGUGGGUGGACUUGUUUCUAAAGGCAAACAGUGAAAAAAAGAUAACAAAGACAGUUAUCGUUAAUUGGGGUACAAAACAAUUUGCCUAUAUCAAAAUGAACCAUUUUAUUUAAGAGUGUAAAUUUGUAGAUAAAAUUUCACUAUCACUUUUCAGGUUAUGAAGUUUUGUUUUGAUCAAACAUUGUAAGCCUGCUUCAUAGAAUAUUUUCAUGAGUAAGAUUUUUUUUCCCCAAUUAUUAUAUGACUUAUGUUUACAAAAUUGUAAUUUCAAGAGAUAUCCCGACAGAUUCUAGAUGGUGAUCAAUCAGAUAUCAAGUCAUGUAUUUGAUAAUAAUGACUUAAAUGCAGCACCUGCAGUUUAUAAAAAAUAACAAUUCAGGGAUUAAUUUAUUGGAAAAAAGCAUAUUGAUAAUGUGUAGUUUUCCUAGUCUUCUUAUGGUCCUCUGUUAUAUUUUGGCAUUGAUAUCCGAUAAACUUGUGAAAGAAAACCGGACUACAUUGUUAAAGAUGACUUGUACUACCAACAUCGAUUGGAAAAAAUGUUCAGUCAUUUAUGCAUAUGUUAUAAAGUUUAAAAUUUGUUAUUACAGUGGAUGGAGAAAUAUCAGUAAAUCAGUAGUUUCUAUGGGACAUUGACUAUCCAGAAAUGUCACUUUUCACAACCAAUAGGAUAUAACUGAUGAUGUUUUCUUGUAGUUGCUGUACUGAAAAUAUAUUCAGAAAUGAAAAUGUCCAAGAUAUACCAAGGUUUCUGUGCAUUUAAAAGUUUGAAACCUUUUGCAGGUAUCUGUAAAAGUGCUGUGUUUGAUUAAUGUUUUGCUUUGUGAAAUUGUUUCAGAAGUUGAAAAUUUUGUUGUAUGUAUCCCCUUCCCCCGACCUGACUCACAGUUCAUUAUCAGUUAUCCCCCCUUGUUUUGUACAUAAUACUAGAUAUGGUUAACAACACAUUGUCACUGCUUGGUCAACAUGCAUUGAUAUGGAUUGUAAUGUAUGGCUGUGUGUUUGAUUUGAAUGAAGAGUGAGGGAGAGCCUUGGAAGCAAAUGUUCCGUAUGAGUGAGUAAAUGAAAACAGGUGCUUACAUUUGUGAAGUAACUUUCUUUAUGUUAGCGGAAUCCUUAUAUAACAAUGUUAAAUGCCGGGUACAAAUUGUUAGCUUUAUAUUCACAUUAGUGUUGAGCCCGCGUUAUUGCUUCGAAAUUUACCACAAAGUUGUUAAAAUAAAUUGCACUGUAAUUUAUGUAAACAUGUAUAAAUUCAUCAAGGAAGGUAUAAGUUUGAAAUAUUGGUCUGACUUUUCAUGUUAAACUUUUCUGUCGCCAUUAUUUGAGGAUAGGUUGUAAGAUGUUUUUGGUUACAAAAAACUGGUGAAGGCAAAUUGUACAGUUGAGGCUUGCAUAGCAAAUCAAAUUCUUUAAUAAAUUUUCAGGUAGUGACUAUAAUUAUCAGUUGAUAGACAACUGCAUUUCAUAUCUUUUUUCUUGAGGAAGUCUAGAGCAGUACAAGAUCCCUAUUGUCUUUUGUAGUACAUAACAGCUUACAGAAUUACUUGAAAUUUCAUGUCUAUUAACUGGUCAAUGGUAUUCUAUCAAAUAAAUGUUAAAAAGUUUUAAAACAUUUAUCAGAAUGCUAAUGGAUAUGUGUGUGAUAGUGUUUAUGAGGUGGUGAUUGGAAUACAAAUUUAACUAAUUGUGCACUUUUGAAAACUGAUUUUAGUUUGUGGAUUGAAAAUCUUUUAAUGAUUUUUUAUUUGAUUCAUCAAUUAAGAAGUGAAAAAUUGAAUUAUUUACACAUAUCUGAUGUAAGCAAAAUAAUUUCAUACCUUUCCAAGUUUGAAAAACCUUGUGUAUUUCAGAAGGACCUAAUGUACAUACAUAUGAUUUUUGAGAAAUGUCAUUGAAAUGAACUACAAUUAAUAAAGAAACAAAGAAAUAAUUACAGAUUUUGUUUUUUAAACAGAUCAUUGAAAAAAAAAUUUCUCGAUCUAUGAAAUUUUACACUUAUAACUUUCUAUUAUUUUGCCAUGUUACACAUGCUACACAAAUAAUGAAAAUAGAAUUAUUGCAAAUACAGAUCUGUUUAAAGAUGAAUCUGACUAAUAUUUCUUGAAAAUGGAGAAAAAAAUAUUUCAGGGAUUGGAGAAGGAAGAACCUUUCUGACUGUACAUACAUGUUAUAUUUCCACGUAAAUUAUAUACAUUAUAAAUCUGUGCACUUCCAAGCAUAGCCUAUGACUGUUACACGAACCUGCUAAUAUCUUAUAGGUUAGAGAAGAAAUGUGUUAUUUUAAGUGAAAAAAUAUCAAAAUUGUAUUUACAUCAUGACAAGAAAAUUAAAGUUUAAUAAGACACCUGUCAUUAAAUAUAGAUAUCAUGUUUGUCAUGCAGAACAUCAAAUUUCAUCAGAUUUUAUUGAGAAACCUAUUUACAAUAAUUGUAGAUCUUGAUUAAAAAUCUUUUUAAUUAAAAAUGCAGGUACCAGAAAG
Pecten maximus is the source of this 5277-nucleotide messenger RNA. RefSeq names its product eukaryotic peptide chain release factor GTP-binding subunit ERF3A-like. NCBI's taxonomy places the organism in Eukaryota, Metazoa, Mollusca, Bivalvia, Pectinida, Pectinidae. Gene Ontology annotation, biological process: translation. The record is from RefSeq and is a predicted model, not a curated record. Gene Ontology annotation, molecular function: translation release factor activity; GTP binding; GTPase activity. Gene Ontology annotation, cellular component: translation release factor complex. The coding region runs from base 80 to 1750 and encodes 556 amino acids. The transcript has 14 exons.